AUGUAUCUUCGAUUGAUGGCGGAGAACCAGCUAGCGGAGACGACGACGGAGACAACGACGAUCGAGGACCCGGCGAACGCCUGCCCUGGCAAGCACGUCGACACGAUCAAAGUACAAAACGGCCAGUCGAAGGCGGAAAUCAACGGCAGCCAGUGGACCGCUGGAUCGAUCCGGGACACCACGGCGUGGUACUCUUGUCCACGUUGCGGCAAUGCCUACAGCAGGCCGCACUCGUUGAACAGACACAUCAAAUUCGAGUGCGGCGUAGAGCCGCAAUUCGAGUGUCCUAUCUGCCACAAGAAGUCGAAGCACAAGCACAAUCUAGUGUUGCACAUGAGAACCCAUCAGAAACCUUGA
Messenger RNA from Odontomachus brunneus, 357 nucleotides. Its product is annotated as zinc finger E-box-binding homeobox protein zag-1-like. Lineage: Eukaryota; Metazoa; Arthropoda; Insecta; Hymenoptera; Formicidae. The transcript has a single exon. The record is from RefSeq and is a predicted model, not a curated record. Bases 1 to 357 code for a protein of 118 amino acids.